AUGUCGCAACGCGAGGGAGCCGGCCGGGUCAAGAACCGUGCGCCCGCUGCCAUCCAAGUCAGUCACUUGGUGUAGUGGUCUCAGCAUUGACAUGUCGCUGACCAUGUCCCAUACUCCCGCCUCCACCUCUUGCGAACGCUCCUGGCCGGCCGCACUCCACGCCCUCCCCCUCGCUUGGCGCCGCUCUCUUCCUCCCGGGCUCAUCAUCGAACAGAUCACCGCCGAACAACUCUUGCGAGAAGCAGCCGACUUUCAAGAAAAGACCGCGGUCAAGCCCAAGCAGCAUGUCGAGGACUUGGAGGAGUUGCACGAGUACCGCGGGCGCAAGCGCCAAGAGUUCGAGGAGACCAUCCGCCGCACCCGGAGCAAUGUCAGUCCUACGCUCUGACUUGUAACCUCGCUAAGAAAGCUGAUGUCUCCUUACGCUGGCUACAGAUCACGGCUUGGGCCAAGUAUGCCAACUGGGAAGCCGCGCAGGGAGAGUUCCCGAGGUAGGUUCUCGCGUAAGGGUGUCCAUAGGCGUGCCUUUCUGAGCUCACCACCACUAAAUCCAACACAGAUCACGCUCCGUGUUUGAACGUGCACUCGAUGUCGACCCUACCAACCUCAAGCUAUGGCUGUCCUAUACCGAGAUGGUCAGUCACUCCCGCAUCCUACCAGGGCUCACCCCAACUGCAUGCUAAACCACUCUCCACUCUCGAUAACUCUGACAGGAACUGAAAGCGCGCAACAUCGCCCAUGCUCGCAACCUCUUUGACCGAGCCGUGACACUCUUGCCUCGCAUCGAUCGCAUCUGGUACAAGUACGUCUACCUGGAAGAGAUGCUCGGCAACGUCGCCGGGGCGCGCCAAGUCUUUGAGCGCUGGAUGGCCUGGGAGCCUGAUGAGAAAGCCUGGAGCGCCUACAUCAAACUCGAGAUUCGAUACAACGAACUCGAUCGUGCGAGUGUGCUGUACGAACGCCUCGUCAAUUGCCACCCCGAACCCAAGAUGUUCAUCAAGUGGGCCAAGUUUGAGGAGGAACGAAGGAGGCUCGAUCGCGCGAGGGAGAUCUUCACGAUGGGCUUCGAGUUUUACGGCCAGGACGAACAAGGGAUCGAUAAGAGCCAGUCGUUGUACUCGGCGUUCGCCAAGAUGGAGGUCAGGCACAAGGAGUACGAUCGAGCGAGGGUCAUUUACAAGUUCGCUUUGGAACGACUACCCCGUACCCGAGCGACGCAACUCUAUGCGGCCUACACCAACUUUGAGAAGCAGUUUGGUGAUCGACAGGCGAUCGAGACGACCGUAUUGGGGAAACGACGUAUUCAGUACGAGGAAGAGUUGACCCACGAAUCGCGCAACUAUGACGUUUGGUUCGACUAUGCGCGACUCGAGGAGGACGCGUACCGGAGUGCGACCGCAGGCGGACAAGCCGACGAGGCUGCGUUGACUCGAGUGAGGGAGGUGUACGAACGCGCCGUGGCGCAGGUGCCACCGAGCGACGAGAAGCGUCAUUGGCGACGGUACAUUUUCACUUGGCUCAACUACGCCUUGUUCGAGGAGCUCGAGACCAAGGAUCUGUCGAGGGCGCGGGAUAUUUACAAGGCGUGCCUCAAGCUCGUGCCGCACAAGCGCUUUACUUUCGCCAAAGUCUGGGUGCAGUAUGCCGAGUUUGAGGUCAGGCAGAUGCAGCUCGACGCGGCGAGGAAGAUCUUCGGGACGGCUAUCGGUAUGGCGCCCAAGGACAAGGUGAGACUUGAUGCCAAGCUUGCUCUAUCUACGGGCUUAUUUGUUGACAUGUCUUUUUUCCCGAACAUCAGUUGUUCAAGGAGUACAUCGAGCUCGAACUCAAGCUGCGCGAGUUUGACCGUCUACGCACACUGUACCAAAAAUGGCUCGAGGUAGGCCUUUUCCAUCUCGUCAAUCCCACUUGUACAGAACCUCACCUAAUUCCUUAUUGGCCUCCAGUUCGACCCAUCCAACGCGACGGCCUGGAUCAAAUUCACCGAGCUCGAAGCCGGUCUGCAAGAAUUCGAUCGCGCUCGCGCCAUUUACGAGCUCGCCGUUGACCAACCUUCAAUGGACAUGCCCGAACUCAUCUGGAAGAGCUGGAUCGACUUUGAGUAUGAAGAAGAGGAAUACGAUCGCGCGAGGGAACUGUACGAACGUCUGUUGCAGAGGACCAGUCACGUCAAGGUUUGGGUCUCGUUCGCUCAGUUCGAGGUGAAUGCUGGAUUGGCGAUCGCCAGGGCUUAUGCUGGGGAGGAUGAGGAGGAUGCAGAGGAAGGCGCGGAGGAGAAGGAGAAGACGGAGGUCGAUCAUGAGGCGGUCGAACAGGCUAAACAGGAAGGAUUGGAACGAGCGCGGGCCGUGUUCGAACGUGGGUACAACGAUCUCAAGAAGAAGCAACUCAAGGAAGAGGUAAGUCUUCUAAAAAACCUCAAGUGCUCUCUCGCUUGUGCGUCUGUGCAAGGGACCGUCUGACCACGGAGAGUUCUGCUCACAGCGCGUCGUCUUGCUCGAGGCAUGGAAAGCCCUCGAGACGAACGAGGGCGAUGCGGCUUCGCUGGCCAAGGUUGUGGCCAAGAUGCCUCGGGUUGUCAAGAAGAUGCGCAAGGUCGAUGGCGACGCGUCGAUGAUGGAAGAAUGUCAGUAUCCCCCUCAUUGAAACGUUUGGGAAAGCCGAGAUGAUGCUCACGCUUCCGAUGACCGUUCUUGUACGCAGACUACGACCUUAUCUUCCCCGACGACGAAACGGCGACCAACGCCGUCUCGCUCAAAGUGCUCGAGAUGGCCGCCGCCUGGAAAGAGAAGCAAGCCGAAAUGGCCGCCAACAAGCCCGCAGAGGAAGAAGAGGAAGACGACGACGACGACGAAGAUGAAGAAGACGAGGAGGAGGAAGGAGAUUCAGGGGAAGCUGAAGAUUGA
Molecule: messenger RNA, 2906 nt
Organism: Microbotryum saponariae
Lineage: Eukaryota; Fungi; Basidiomycota; Microbotryomycetes; Microbotryales; Microbotryaceae
Source: the annotation of a GenBank genome assembly